AUGGCGCCAGAAUCAUCAACUCAGACGGACGUGGAGCGGAAUGCGCCAUCUCCCUCGAACCCAACCUUCCCUUCUAACGCGCAACACCCGGCUCAAACAUUCGCUCAACAGCAACAAGAACAGCAACAGCAGCCUGGCUUCCAGCAGGACCCUCGUAGUUAUGGUCCGCCAUAUGCUCCCUACCCGCAACCAGCGGGUACUGCUGCCACGGGCGCUAACCAGCAAUGGGCGCCACCUCGAGUUGAAGAGCCAAAGGCUUGGAUGAUUACUAAGUUGACUCUUCAUGGGCUCAACAUUCUUAGCUGUGUUAUCGGUCUGGGACUCACUGGCGCGCUCCGAAGCGUUCAGACACUUGGGUUGAUUGCCCUUGGUGCUUGCCCAAUCUUUGUUGUUGCUAUGAUUUGGAGUAUCGCCGAGAUUCUUACCCGCUUCGGUCGUAAAUGGAAGGCUGGCAUCCACCCAGGUGCUCAUGUCGCCGUCUCUCUUCUCAUCUGGCUUGGCGCCGCGGUCGUUGGUGGUCUCGAGAGCACCCUUAGCUCAUACUACAGUUCAUUCGACUACCUCGACGAAGACUGUGAAUACGAUCCCGACGUACGACGAUAUGUUUGCACAAGCAGUGACAAGGUUUCCAGCAAGCGAGCCCUGUUCGUUGCUCUAUCGGUGUUUACCUGCCUCGUCUGGCUUUGGCACUUUAUUCUCUUUGUUGGCGCCUGUAUCGACACGCAGAAGAGGAAUGCAGCUAUGCGAAAGCCUGUCACUAUGGUGUUCGGUGGACCGGGUUAUUGGGUUCCUGGAGCGCAGGGUUUCCAGCAGAUGCCGCAGUACUACGGACCUCCCCAGGGACAGAGCAUCCCCAUGCAGCACUGGGCACCGCCCCCAACUGAGGGCGGAAAUGGAAAAGAGCCCAUGACUAUGGCUCAGCCUGCAGCCCAACGCUAUGCUUAA
Fusarium sp. VM40 is the source of this 945-nucleotide messenger RNA. Lineage: Eukaryota; Fungi; Ascomycota; Sordariomycetes; Hypocreales; Nectriaceae. The record is from the annotation of a GenBank genome assembly.